Molecule: messenger RNA, 943 nt
Organism: Megachile rotundata (alfalfa leafcutting bee)
Lineage: Eukaryota; Metazoa; Arthropoda; Insecta; Hymenoptera; Megachilidae
Product: farnesol dehydrogenase-like
Molecular function (GO): oxidoreductase activity
Source: RefSeq, a predicted model, not a curated record
ACAAAGAUCAAAAAUAGAUCGCAGACAGGAUGUCAGGGAUCUGGCAAACAACAUUAAUUGCCGAGGACAUAUCAGUCUGAAGGCUAGACUUAUAAGCGAUCUUAUUACCGGAGACAAGUCGAUCAGUUGUGAAUCGUACGUGAUAUUGCGAGGAUGGACCGAUGGACAGGAAAGGUAGCCGUUGUUACAGGUGCCAGUGCAGGUAUUGGAGCUGCAAUUGCGAAACAAUUGGUUCAAAACGGUAUGGUAGUGGCGGGUCUCGCGCGAAGAGUGGACAAAAUCAAAGAACUGGCUCAGAGUUUAGAAGAAUGCACGGGCAAACUAUAUGCCGUCGAAUGCGAUGUUUCCAAAGAGGAAAGUGUGAGCGCAGCGUUUACGUGGGUCCAGGAAAAUCUUGGAUCUGUGAACGUGUUGGUCAACAAUGCUGGAAUGACCAAAGAAUCUUCUCUCAUAGAUGGCAAUCUGGAAGACUGGCGUGCAGUUUUCGAUGUGAACGUUUUUGGCCUAUGCCUCUGCACCAAGGAAGCAGUUCGCAUGAUGCGAGAAGCAGGAGGAGAAGGUGUGAUCAUCAAUGUGAACAGUCUUGCAGGUGAACGGGUGCCUUUCAUACCUGGAUUUUCUGUCUAUCCAGCCUCAAAGAGAGCUAUCACUGCUCUGGCACAGACAUUGCGACAUGAACUCACUGGAACCCAAAUAAGAGUCACGGGUAUUAGUCCAGGAUUAGUUGCCACAGAGCUGAUGAUGUCUUAUAGUACAUAUUCUGAAGAGGCACUUGCAUCUUUCCCUACACUGGAUCCAGAAGAUGUUGCUGCAGCUGUAAUCUACAUUCUAACAAGUGCUCCUCACGUUGUUGUUCAAGAUAUUAUUCUGCGACCAUUGGGUGAAUCUUGGUAGCAAAGUUACAAAACAGUUUAUGACUAAUUGCACUUCUAUCAAAAUUAUU